This is a messenger RNA of Chaetomium globosum CBS 148.51, 912 nucleotides long. RefSeq lists its product as uncharacterized. NCBI's taxonomy places the organism in Eukaryota, Fungi, Ascomycota, Sordariomycetes, Sordariales, Chaetomiaceae. The coding region runs from base 1 to 912 and encodes 303 amino acids. The record is from RefSeq and is a predicted model, not a curated record. The transcript is spliced from 5 exons.
AUGCCCUUCCUCAACGUCACCGGUGUUACGAAUACCCACUCGACCUUCAACAUCGCCUUCGGCGUGAUCAACAAGGAAGACAAGCCGGCGUACACCUGGGCUCUCGAACGGCUAGAGAACCUGAGAACCGAAAUCGGGGCAGAUUACCCGUAUGUCGUGGUCACGGAUUUUGAGAUGGCACUCAAAAGUGCUUCAGACAACGUUUGGGGGGACGUUCAGCAACAGAUCUGCCUCUGGCAUGUCAACAAGAACGUCUUUUUCGAGGUGAAGAAGCGUUGGGUCUGGGCAGCCGAUCAACAGCCCCCUGAGGAAGUGGAAGAGGUUGAUGAGACUGAUGAUCACGUUGACCCCAUCUUCCGGGACCUCGUUGCUGCUGCCGGGCGUGAAGAUCAGUCUGUCACGCUAGGUAGCUUGCCUACAAAGGUCGAGGACAAUCCCACCGGCUUCUUGAAGCUCUGGAAGCAUCUCUGUUACGCCGCAACCCCUGACGACUUUGUCGCAGCUUGGGUCAAAAUUCUCGAAGACUUUAGUCAACAGGAGGCCAUCAUUUCUUACUUGCAGACGACUCUAAGAGCUACUGAGAUCACGAGGGUUAGGGUCAGAGGCUCAACAUCGCCAACCGCCGACAUCUGCCACACUCAGAUCAAAUCCUCCAACUUCAACCAGGCACCCCGCAAUCAACACAGGGGCCCCACGAUCAUUGUGACGUACGAUCAACUGGGAUCUAUCUUUCGUCGGGCGCGUCACAUGUACAAGCCGACAGAGUUUUCAAUGGAGGCGGAGGAUGAGGAGGAAGACCCCGUUGAGGAGGUCGAUCAGCGGUUGGCCGAGGCACAGGACGACGCGCGCGGCCAGGCUGAGCGACGUAUAGCCAAGAUGGAGCGGCGCCUGGAAAACAUUCCGAUUACCUAA